This is a messenger RNA of Oryzias latipes (Japanese medaka), 1930 nucleotides long. It is a transcript of the gene slc19a2, whose product is annotated as solute carrier family 19 member 2. The record is from RefSeq and is a predicted model, not a curated record. Gene Ontology annotation, biological process: transmembrane transport; vitamin transport. Lineage: Eukaryota; Metazoa; Chordata; Actinopteri; Beloniformes; Adrianichthyidae. Gene Ontology annotation, molecular function: vitamin transmembrane transporter activity. Gene Ontology annotation, cellular component: plasma membrane.
GAGAAGUAGAAGAAGAAGAAGAAGCAGAAGCAGCUCCUGAUGGAGGUCGGAGCAAAAUGACCCUCUUCGACCCGACCCUGCUGCUGUGUGCGUUCGGCUUCUUCUCCAGCCUGAGGCCGUUCGAACCCUUCAUCACCGCUUUCCUGCUCGGACCGGACAAGAACCUGACGGAGACCCAGGUUGUAAAUGAAAUCUUCCCCGUCUGGACGUAUUCCUACCUGGCGCUGCUGUUCCCCGUCUUCCUGGCCACGGACUUCCUGCGCUACAAGCCGCUGUUGGUGCUGCAGGCCGGCAGCCUGCUGGUCACCUAUGUCUUGCUGUGGAAGGCGCGGGGCCUGCUGGCCACGCAGCUGCUGGAGUUCACCUUCGGACUGGCCACGGCGUCCGAGGUGGCCUACUACUCCUACAUCUACAGCGUGGUGGAGCCGGUGCGCUACAAGAGAGUGACCGGCCUCUGCCGCGGCGCCACUCUGCUGGGCUCGGCCGCCGGCUCCCUGAUGGGCCAGCUGCUGUUCUCCGUGGCUCAGGUGCCUCUGCUCCACCUGGCCUUCAUCACCCUGGCGUCGGCUGCGGUGGCCUUCAUCACCGCUUGGUUCCUCCCGAUGCCCAAGAGGAGCUUGUUCUUCCACACGAGUCCUUCAACGGCGGCUCUCAGCAGCAGUUCUCCGUCAGAGCAGAUGAAAGAGAGCAAAGAGGCCAUGAUACCAAGGUCUCCUGAGGCGAGGAAGGGAGGCAGCAGGCUCCUGGGGGUUCUGACGAUGCUGUUUGAGGACUUUGUGCAGUGCUACAAGUGUCGCCCCCUCCUGGCCUGGUCCGUCUGGUGGGCGCUCUCCACCUGUGGUUACUUCCAGAUCAUCAACUACACUCAGGCUCUGUGGGAGGACAUCCAUCCGUCCGGCAAACUGACGAUCUACAACGGUUACGUGGAGACUCUGGCCACGCUGCUCGGGGUGGUGGCGGCGCUGCUGGUGGGGUACCUCCCCGUCUCCUGGUCCACGUGGGGCGAGUUGGCGCUGUCCCUGCUGUCCUGUCUCAUGGCGGUGUGCGUGUUUGUGAUGGACACGCUGAGGAACAUCUGGGUCUGCUACGGCUGCUACAUUCUCUUCAGAGCCGUCUACAUGCUGCUCAUCACUAUGGCCACCUUCCAGAUCGCCGCCAGUCUCAGCAUGCAGCGCUACGCUCUAGUGUUCGGCGUCAACACCUUCGGCGCUCUGCUGCUGCAGACUCUGCUCACCCUGGUGGUGGUGGACUCUGCCGGUCUGGGCCUGGACAUUCACACCCAGUUCCUCGUCUACGCCGCCUACUUUACCGCCAUCGCUGUGGUCUUUCUCAUCGCCUGGCUCUGCGGCGUGGUAUCCAAGCGGAUCUCCAAGAAGGAGGAGCCAUCUUUGGAAGUGCAGGAGUUGAGUUGUUCUCCCGAUGGGACCUCCUGCAUGUAGUGUGGAGUUACCUGGAUCCGCUCACAACCCAACAAGAGCAAAAACUGAGCUCCACAAAGUGAAAAACCAUGCAGCACAAAGGGUUGCAUUCACUUAUUUUCACCACUAGGUGGUGCAGUAGUCUGUAGUGUGCUGUUGAAAGCACGUCAGGUGAUGAAGAUGAUGGAACCAAAAGCCUUUCCUCGUUUCUUUGAUUCCUGAAUCGUCUGCUGGAUGGAAACGGUGCAACAAGGUUCUGUGCUUUUAUUUUGACGACCCCAAGUCGUCUGAACUAAAAAGAAGCAGCACUUUUGGCCGUAGUAGCAGGAACAGAGAGUUGUGUACGCUCUCUGUGGGCUAGGACAGCAGCUGUAGGAUGUUGGCCACCAGUGUCCGUCAGUCGGUCUGGAUUGAUAACAGUGAUGCCUCAUUCAACAUUUAAGCCAUCAUAUAAGAGAUGAAAUCCUGUGUGGAAUCUCUAAUGCAUGUGUUGAUUAAACCCAUACGGUCAA